GCCAGCCAGCCAGCCCAGCUCGCCUUAGCCGAUCUCCAUCCAUCCAUCCAUCCAAGCCCCGCUCGGGUCUCCACUCGCCUCAUUCGCAUCACGCCCACGGAGAGGAAAGAUGCGCGCCGCAGCAGCAGGAGCAGCGAUUGUCGCGCGCCGAAGAAAAAACGGGCUUCCGUAUUACUGCUGUCAUUUUUCCUGGUGGUCUUGUUGUUCUUGUUCGCGUUGUUGUGCGCUGCUGCACGAGCACCAGCGACAGCGUUGAACAUCGACGAGAAGAAGAAGAAACUCGAGAUUCUCCACGAGAGCGGAGGAGGAGAAGGUCGAGUGAGUGUGAGCUACCUACCUAUACAUCAGUUGCCGGUGGUUGCAGUAGUAGUGUUGGUGCUGCUGGUAGUCUCCAGAAGAAGAAGAGAAGAGAGGAGAGACGACGUCCACCACCACACACACGCGUGUGUGUGAGUGAGUGAGUGUGUGUGUGAGAGCUGAGCUGAGCUGAGCCGAGCUACAAAGAGAGAGUGUGUGUGAGUGAUUGAGUGAGUGGUGAUGAGGAUGAUGUUUUGUGGCGAGAAAUGGACAGUGGUGCGAGUGCUGACGCUACUCACGGUGGUGAGCUGGGCCUCGGCGGUGGUGCACGUGCCACCGGCGCCGUGGAAGCCGGCCGGGUCGUCGAGCCAGAACCAACAGCACCACCAGCACCACCAACAGGUGCCCAAGGACCUCCUGGCACGCCAGGUCGAGUCCCACCUCCUGGCUGCCCUGGGCCUCGACCGCGUCCCGCACCGCGCCAACAACAAGCCCGUCCGCGUGCCCAAGUACAUGCUGGACCUCUAUGCCAAGGGACCCUUUUGCAUCAAUUUCUUCCCCUGUGUGGGGUUGGACUCGUUCUUGGCCAAGUCCAACAAUGAUGCCGCCUCUUUUGCCCCGUCUUAUAAAAUUUACAAUGCUGUUUAG
This is a messenger RNA of Notodromas monacha, 945 nucleotides long. The record is from the annotation of a GenBank genome assembly. Lineage: Eukaryota; Metazoa; Arthropoda; Ostracoda; Podocopida; Cyprididae.